GCCUACGCUUCAGUUCAGCCUCAGUUAAUAGUUUUGGCCCGGUUUGCAUAUAUUUUCGGGUAAACGAGUAUUCCUGCUGUAAGGUUCUAAGUAAAGGGCUUCUGUGGACCCACAGUGCAUGAAGCUCUGCUGAGGUUUUGGUCUAAGUGCUGUGUCCCCUUCCAGCUCCUCUGGCCUCUCAUCAUGUCCUCCACCUCCUCCUCAUACUCCUCCUCAGGGGAGAUUAGUCCAGAGGAUGUACCCCGAGGUGGGGGUACCAUCCGAGUCUACCUCCCCAAUAAACAGAGGACAGUGGUGAAUGUCCGCCAAGGACAGACUGUGUACGAGAUUCUAGAUAAAGCACUCAAAGUGAGAGGCCUGAGCCAAGACUGCUGUGCUGUGUUUCGCCUCCUCGGAGGUCGUAAGAGACUAACAGACUGGGACACGGACAUCACUCCUCUGGUCGGAGAGGAGCUUUUAGUCGAGAUCCUGGAUGAUAUUCCUCUCACCAUGCACAACUUUGUACGGAAGACUUUUUUCAAGCUGGCUUACUGUGAUUUUUGCCAUAAAUUUCUUUUUAAUGGCUUCAGAUGUCAGACAUGUGGCUACAAAUUUCACCAACACUGCAGUAGCAAGGUUCCCACUGUGUGUCUUGACAUGGAUACCGUGAACAAACGAUGUGACUCUAAUUCCUGCACAGAUGAAUACCCACAGAUACUCUUGCCAGAAAAUUCCCCAUCGCAGAGCAACUUAGCCUUAACACCAGAGCCUGCUGGAAUGGACCUCCUGUCCCCGCCCUCGACCUUUCACUUCCCCGUCUCAGGUGGAGAUGGCCAGUCUCUACAGAGGCAUCGCUCCACCUCCACUCCCAAUGUUCAUAUGGUCAGCACAGUGGACCCUAACAGUGCCGGCGUCAUUGAGGAAGUAAUGAAAUUCAACACAAUAGGUCCUGAGCCCUCACCCAAACCCUCCACCAGUCCACCCUCUUCUCUUGGCUCUCCUGGAAGGAGGCCUCCAAAGUCUCCCUCUGAACACAAGGAACGCAAACCCCCCUCAUCUGAUGACAAAAAAAAAGUGCACCGAGGAGGCUACAGAGACUCGAGUUACUACUGGGAAGUCCACUCUAAAGAAGUCAACAUCCAAAAGAGAAUAGGCACUGGCUCCUUUGGAACGGUCUUCAAGGGCAAGUGGCAUGGAGACGUGGCAAUCAAGAUCCUUAAAGUCAAAGAGCCCACCCCUGAGCAGUUACAGGCUUUCAAAAAUGAAAUGCAGGUCUUACGAAAAACCCGCCACGUCAACAUCCUGCUGUUCAUGGGCUACAUGACUAAGCCCAACUUUGCCAUCAUCACACAGUGGUGUGAAGGCAGCAGCUUGUACCGCCAUCUGCAUGUCACAGAAACCAAGUUUGACACUAUGCGUCGCAUUGAUGUGGCCAGACAGACAGCUCAGGGCAUGGACUAUCUUCAUGCAAAGAACAUAAUUCACAGAGACCUGAAAUCAAACAAUAUUUUUCUUCAUGAGGGCUGGACUGUGAAGAUUGGUGACUUUGGCUUGGCCACAGUAAAGUCUCGAUGGAGUGGCUCUCAACAAGUAGAACAGCCCAGUGGAUCCAUUCUCUGGAUGGCUCCCGAGGUAAUCCGGAUGCAGGACAGCAACCCGUACACGUUCCAGUCUGAUGUGUACGGUUAUGGAGUGGUGCUGUUUGAGCUGAUGUCAGGAACCCUGCCUUACUCCAAUAUCAACAACAGAGACCAGAUAAUCUUCAUGGUUGGACGCGGUUACUUGUCACCUGACCUCGCAAAACUGUACAGUACCUCACCCAAGUCGAUGAAAAGGCUCAUCAUUGACUGCCUGAAGUUCAAACGUGAUGAGAGGCCCCUGUUUCCACAGAUCCUGGUAGCCAUUGAGCAGGUCCAAGACCUGCUGCCAAAAAUCGAGCGAAGUCGCUCCGAGCCGUCGCUCCAUCGGGCCGUCCACGCUGAGGACCUGAACCCUCUCCUGUUUCACACCACCAGGCUGAUGCCCCUGUAAGCCUCCUGGCUGAGAGGCUGUCACCAUGUCCAGACUGCAGCGGUCCUGUGCCUGAGAGGCCACAGCUGGCUGCCAUUGCAGACAACCCCCAACUCACUCUUCACCUCUGCAGAGUCCUGGAGGUGCAACACUCAGUAACUGUAAAGAUAAUGGUAACACUCGGCUUAGACUGAUGAUGAAACCUUAAUUUCCUUUUUAAAGUCACACAGACCUACCCACCGGGGGAAGAAGGGUCAACUGUAUUUAGUACGUUUAAAUAUCUGUGAGCAGGUCAACUGAGAAGGUCCAACAAACAAGUUGACUUGUCUGUUAGAUUCUUGUCAACUGGCUGGUAAAUCAAUUGUUUGGGGGAAAAUAUGAAAACUACUUGUUUUGCACAUUUUUUACUUCAAAUAUUAUGUUGCUCAUUUUCACUAGUAAAGUCAGACAGGUGAGGAGCGCUGUAGCCAAAACAGCCAUAAAGCUUAAAGGCUGCUGAUUCAGACCACCUGAUCAACCUGUUUCACGUAAUGAAAUGUAAACAGAAGCAAACACCUGAGACAUGAAGCUAGUGAUCUGAAAGCAAACAGAAUCCCUGUUUAUCAUUACUCUUCUCUGGUUGGCAUUUUCUCUCAAUGUAUAAUUCAGUAUUUCCUACUUUUGCAAACAUGUCCACACCCC
Molecule: messenger RNA, 2670 nt
Organism: Melanotaenia boesemani (Boeseman's rainbowfish)
Lineage: Eukaryota; Metazoa; Chordata; Actinopteri; Atheriniformes; Melanotaeniidae
Gene: araf
Product: A-Raf proto-oncogene, serine/threonine kinase
Exons: 16
Coding region: 184-2010 (608 amino acids)
Biological process (GO): signal transduction; protein phosphorylation
Cellular component (GO): mitochondrion; cytosol
Molecular function (GO): ATP binding; protein kinase activity
Source: RefSeq, a predicted model, not a curated record